GUGUGUGUGUCGCGGACUUGGUGGUGCGCGUCCGCGAGUUUCGACGGGACGCGCGUGAUAUGCGUGAACGUGAGGGUACAGCGAGGCUCCCGCGGAAGGCGUACGACGGAGGCGACGCAACGUGACGACUCGACUCCGAGGGUGUCCGGCGCAGGCGGUGACAAGCGGCCCGGCGAGGGUGGACGACGGUCGACGACGCUGCGGAGCACAUACACAGGGCGUCCUCGUUCUCGUGGCGAAAGAAGAAAGAGAGAUUAGUAAAGACUCGAAAUUCCAUUACGAGUACGAAAGUAAGAAGAGGAAGCGGACGGAUAAAAAUCGCAAAAUGGGUGAAAAUCAACAGGGAAGUCCGAUAUAUCGAUCGCUCAACAGUCAUCACGAAUCCUACGUCAGAUUUAUUAACACGACGCCUCAUACUAUAACUUUAUACUGGAUGGAUUAUCAAGGGCAGGCAGUUAAUUAUGGCAAUCUGUCACCUGGGGACAACAGAGAAAUAAACACGUUUCAUACGCAUCCGUGGAUUUUCGUCAAUAAAGAAACGGGCGUCAGGUACUUGGCGAACCGACGCGAUGUUUUCUUUCCGAUGCCAUGGUUUAUCAAUAAUUGUGGCGAUUCGCGAGACCAUCGGUUCGGACCAUCAUUACGCGGGCCGCAAAGAAUCGAGAGGACCAACGUGUACAUCGUCCUACCGAUGUUCACUCUCCAGCAAUUGUCACUAAGAGUAAUUAAAAACUGUAUUAGGUACGAUUCGCAGGCUUUCCUCCUCGACAUUCCACGGACCCUUCAGUUAGAUCUCUUUACAAUGCUACCGAGAAAACCUCCCUCGGAACCUUCCCACCACGGAAAUCAAUCCUCGUGACAUAUUCUCUCCUAACGUGCCAUCGUUUUUACGCAAUUAGGAUAAUACCGCGAUUAAGAUAACGAAAAAAAAAUUGGAACAUUCAUAAUUUGUUAUAUGAAGGAAAUAUUUUACAAACUUCAUUAUCUUUUCGUAUGGAAAAGACUUGGAUAAACCUUUUCGCUUUUUUUUUUUUUUUAUAAACGCUGGCACAGCUACAUAUCGCAUAUUAUUUAAUGACAUUACAUGCAAAAUGCAAUUCUUGCAAAUAUACGUAUGGAAAAUUAAUAUAUUUUUUAUUGUAAGACAAAAAUAUAUUAUUUUAAUAUAACGCAUCAAAUCUGUGAGAGUUUUUAGAGAUCAUCUAAUUAACGGGUGUAUCGCAUUACAUCCAGCUUUACAACUGCAAAUUUUUGCGCAAAGAUACUUAAAAAAAAAAAAGAAGUAUUUUCAAAGAAUCGAGAUCUGAGAGAAUGUUUGCCAUUUUCAUUUCGUCAUGCGUAUUCAUCUCGCAAGUGUUUUAUAUUUACAAAGUCAUAUUUUUUUUAUGAAAAACGGUUCGACUAUAUAAUUGACAUAUAUUGACGUUAUGUUUAAUACGAAUAAAUUUCACAAUGAAUCCCGUUGAUAUCCUAACUCUCUAUAACGAUUUCGAUUAGAUACGCCGCUCAGGAAGUUUCAGGAAAAUCGUCGAUAGUAAUCCGAACUCGUUUCCGCAAUUUGUUAGCAGAGUUCCGAAGGUAUUAACCGGCCUCCUCUUUUGCGCCUCGUCCUUUUCGCUCCUUUCUCUCCACGUUUUCCACGUGAGCUCGAUAGAUAUCCCAAAAACUUUCCUUUAAUUAACAGUUAGCCAAGUAUGGAGCACAUUUAAAAAUAAAAAUGUAUAUAGCGACGCAUAUUCGUCGUCGGUAUGUAAUUUUUGUCAAAUAUGUCAAAAUAUUGUAAUAAAAGAAAAUAUAUUUAUAGUUAUAUAUAUAAUACAAAAUAUAUGUGUUACGCUGCCAUAAAAAGAAUUGUACAGAAAAUAUAUAUUUUUAAAUAAUA
Messenger RNA from Wasmannia auropunctata (little fire ant), 1882 nucleotides. Its product is annotated as von Hippel-Lindau disease tumor suppressor. The transcript is spliced from 3 exons. Lineage: Eukaryota; Metazoa; Arthropoda; Insecta; Hymenoptera; Formicidae. The record is from RefSeq and is a predicted model, not a curated record. The coding region runs from base 326 to 859 and encodes 177 amino acids.